Molecule: messenger RNA, 4575 nt
Organism: Scomber japonicus (chub mackerel)
Lineage: Eukaryota; Metazoa; Chordata; Actinopteri; Scombriformes; Scombridae
Gene: pnpla7a
Product: patatin-like phospholipase domain containing 7a
Exons: 36
Coding region: 56-4114 (1352 amino acids)
Biological process (GO): lipid metabolic process
Cellular component (GO): endoplasmic reticulum
Molecular function (GO): phosphatidylcholine lysophospholipase A1 activity
Source: RefSeq, a predicted model, not a curated record
GCUUAGAGAAAACUUUGUUAGCUACCUGCUAACUUUGCUCCAUCGUCUGUUGGCAAUGUUGCCAGAUGGAAGCAGCCCAGCAGGAACCACCGAAAGUAUGGACUGCCAUGGAGAAGAUAAAGAAGGAGAUUUUUGCCAGCUGACUGGUUCAGUGCUGUUUAACAGCAAAAAUGCCAUGAGAGCACGAUUGCAGCAGUUUGUGGAGGAGAGGAUGCAGACCACCAUGCUCACAGGUGUACUGAUUGGAGCUGCAGUCGCAGUCUCACUGAUUGGGAUUGUGGUGCUCUUCCUUUAUAGGAGAUAUAAACUUGCCCGUGAACAACAGCCAGGGGUACCUCAUUAUCGCUUCAGAAAAAGAGAUAAAGUGCUCUUUUAUGGAAGGAAAAUAAUGCGAAAGGUCCAGACGUUGUCCUCGAUUCCUCCUUCCACCUCCUCAUCGGUAUCAAAGCAGCCACAGCGCAUACGCAAAAGAACCAAAGUUCUAAGCAUAGCUCGCAAAAUCCUGAGGAUACGUAAAGACCCUCCCACACUACAACCUAAGGAACCUCCUCCCUCCCUCCUGGAGGCUGACCUAACAGAGUUUGAUGUGCAGAGCUCAAAUUUGCCCUCAGAGGUCCUCUAUAUGCUGAAGAAUGUCAGGGUCUUAGGUCACUUUGAGAAGCCCCUCUUCCUGGAGUUGUGUCGCCACAUGGUGUUUAUUGAGCUGCAGGAGGGAGAAGGUCUCUUCAGGCCAGGAGACGAUGAUGACAGCAUCUAUGUGGUCCAGGAUGGACGACUCGAGCUCUGCAUUCACGAGAAUGAUGGCACAGAACCAGUUGUGAAGGACGUGCUCCCAGGAGACAGCGUCCACAGCCUGCUCAGUAUUCUGGACAUCAUCACUGGUUAUCCAGCACCUUAUAAGACUGUAGUAGCACGGGCAGCAACUCGCUCCACCAUCUUACGUUUACCUGCAUCAGCCUUUGAGUCCGUGUUUAAGAAAUAUCCAGAGACACUCGUGCGCGUCAUUCAGAUAAUCAUGGUUCGCCUCCAAAGAGUCACCUUCUUGGCAUUACAUAACUAUCUGGGCCUGACAACAGAGCUCUUCAAUCCGGAGAGUCAGGCGUUGCCCUUGUCCAAUGUGAACAGUGUGAUGGGAGAGAUCAACUCUGGGAAGAUGACUCGCCGUUUGCACUUCCAGGACGAGUUGCCUGCCGGGACCUCAGAGAGCCCCACGGAGACAGAUGGUGUAAAGGACAGCCCUUCAAAUAACUACAGGAAGCCGCGAUCCAUCUCGAUGCCCGCCGACUGCGCUGACCUGAACAUGGUUUGUGAACGUGCCAGAGUUACUAUAGAUGAGACUCCAUCCAGUCCUGCUGCUCACAAAUCCAACCUGAAGAAGAGUGUGAUGAUGCAGCACACACCCUCAGAAGUGUUUCACUACACAGACAGUGGGGGGCAGUCCGAUGCCAUCUACCUCAGCAAAAGCAGCACCAUCCUCCAGGCUGCUAAGAAGGAUCUGCUGGGAAUCAUCCAGCUGCAGGAUCCCAGUCUACUUGAGGGCAGAGUUACCCUCCACCAUGUCAAAGCUGGUUCUGUUGUGGCUCGUCAGGGCGACCAGGAGGUGAGCAUUCAGUUUGUGAUUUCUGGCCUCCUCCACGUCUACCAGCGGAUGAUUGACCGCGAAGAAGACACACGUCUGUUUGUGACUCACCCUGGAGAGCUUGUCGGUCAACUCGCUGUCCUGACAGGAGAGCCCCUCAUAUUCACUGUCCGGGCCCAGCGAGACUGCAGCUUCCUCUCAAUCUCCAAAACCCACUUCUAUGAGAUAAUGCGCGAGGAGCCUAAGGUGGUGCUGAAUGUUGCUCACACGGUGGUGAGGAGGAUGUCAUCUUUUGUCAGACAGAUCGACUUUGCUCUCGACUGGAUGGCAGUAGAAGCUGGCAGGGCUGUUUACAGGCAGGGUGAGAAAUCAGACAGUACUUUCAUAGUGCUGAGUGGUCGACUGCGCUCUGUAAUCAUGAAGGAAGACGGCAAGAAGGAGCUGAUAGGAGAGUAUGGACGUGGCGACCUGAUUGGAGUGGUGGAGGCCCUGACCCAUCAGAACCGUGCCACCACAGUGCACGCCGUACGAGACUCUGAGCUCGCCAAGCUGCCAGAAGGAGCUCUCACUUCCAUUAAGAGGAAGUUCCCCCAGGUUGUCACCCGGUUGAUCCACUUACUAGGACAGAAGAUCCUCCAGCAGGUCAAUGGUCCUCUGACAGCUCGCAGUUUGGCUCUCCACACCCCUGGUAGUAAAUGGGAUGCAGGAAACCAAGCCUCCAACCUCUCCACAGUGACAGUCCUGCCUGUAUCAGAGGAAGUACCUCUCACUGCCUUCACCCUGGAGUUGCAACAUGCGCUUCUUGCCAUAGGUCCCACUCUUCUGCUGACCAGUGAUGUCAUCAAACAGCGCCUUGGAGCUGCAGCGCUGGACAGUGUCCAUGAGUACCGUCUGUCCAGCUGGUUGGGACAACAGGAAGACCUCCAUCGCAUUGUUCUUUACCAGACAGACUACACACUUACCCCAUGGACCCAGCGGUGCAUUCGUCAGGCCGACUGCAUCAUUAUCGUGGGACUCGGAGAGCAAGAUCCUGUAGUUGGGGAGCUGGAGCGUAUGUUGGAAGGAAGCGCAGUGCGUGCCCAGAAGCAGCUGGUGCUGUUGCACAGAGAAGAUGGGCCCCCACCCAAAGGAACUGUAGACUGGCUCAACAUGCGAAGCUGGAUCUCCAGACACCUCCACCUCUCCUGUCCUCGAAGGGUUUUCUCUAAGAGGAGCCUGCCCAAACUGUUGGAGUUGUAUCAACGUGUGUUCGAGAAGCCAGCAGAUCGCCACUCAGACUUCUCUCGUCUGGCUCGAGUCCUCACUGGCAAUGCUAUUGCCCUUAUUCUCGGGGGAGGAGGGGCCAGGGGCUGUUCCCAAGUGGGAAUAAUGCGAGCUCUCUGUGAGGCUGGCAUCCCAGUGGACCUCAUUGGUGGCACGUCUAUCGGUUCCCUGAUGGGGGCACUAUAUGCUGAAGACCGUAGCCACAGCCGCAUGAGGAUGAGGGCUAGAGAAUGGGCAAUGGAAAUGACCUCAGUGUUCAAGAAGGUUCUGGAUCUGACGUACCCGGUCACCUCCAUGUUCUCUGGUGCUGCCUUCAACUCCAGCAUCAGCAAUGUCUUCAAGAGCAAACAGAUAGAGGACCUUCGGAUCCCGUAUUUCAAUAUUACAACUGACAUCACUGCCUCUGCCAUGAGAGUACACACUGAUGGUUCUCUGUGGCGGUAUGUCCGUGCCAGCAUGUCUCUGUCUGGGUAUCUGCCUCCUCUUUGUGACCCCAAAGAUGGACACCUACUGAUGGAUGGAGGCUACAUUAACAACCUGCCAGCUGAUGUGGCACGCUCCAUGGGGGCCAAAGUGGUGAUAGCUAUUGACGUGGGCAGCCGGGAUGAAACCAACCUCACUAAUUAUGGCGAUUCGCUCUCCGGCUGGUGGCUGCUAUGGAAACGCCUCAACCCCCUAGCUGAGAAAGUCAAGGUGUUGAACAUGGCCGAGAUUCAGACUCGGCUGGCCUACGUCUGCUGCGUGAGGCAGCUGGAGUCUGUGAAGAACAGUGACUACUGCGAGUAUAUCAGACCUCCAAUUGACAGAUACCGUACGCUGGAGUUUGGCAAGUUUGAUGAGAUUGCUGAGGUGGGAUACCAGCAUGGCAAGACUGUGUUCGACGUGUGGGCUCGUAGUGGAGUGGUGGACAAAAUGUUAAAAGACCGACACCAGGAGGAGUUCCACAACACCGAAAGCAAGAACAAUGUGGUGACAUGUCCCAAUGCUUCCUUCACUGACCUGGCAGAAAUCGUGUCCCGCAUUGAGCCUGUCAAACCUGCUGUGGUGGAUGAGGAGUCAGAAUACCAAACUGACUAUGAGGAGGAGGCAGUGGAGAGCGCUCUGUCUGACAUGGAACUGUACAGUCGCUAUGGAGAGCACACUGAAGGGGAGGAGACUGUUGACACGGAUGAAGAACUGGAAGGGAGAUGUGUACGCCGCAUUACUUCACUCACCAGCAGCUACCCUCAGUCACCCGCCACCCUUGAGCAUCCACAGGAAGUCAAACCAUGAAGCCCUUUCCAAAUAUUCCAAUAAGUGAAGACUGGUUUGAUGAACUCCGUCCAAACCUGCAUGUCUUUGCUUCAUUUCACCUUCCAGUCUGUCACACAUAACACUACCUGCUCUCUCAUUCUGACCGUGAGACUGUCAGUAACGGUGAUUACCAUUUUGCCCUCUGUAACUUGGCCUCGUUAGCUGUUUGGCUGACAUAACAAAUGGAUAGUCCCUAUAGAUAGAAUACAGGCAGCUAGUAUCACAUUUACUCAGCUGCAUGUGCAUUCCUAAUCUAGACAAGAGCAGCUGCACAUCACAUUAUUUCUCAUAUUGAGAUAGUUGAACAGUAGCUUUACAUGAAUCACACCAGUCCAGUAGAAAAAGAAGACAGGAGAGGAGAGGAGAUACUAUUUCCAUGAAAUAUUUAUUACAUGAAUGCAGGUGAAGCAUAUGAAUCUUUGUUAAUUGCACAUUACAGA